Messenger RNA from Drosophila pseudoobscura, 786 nucleotides. RefSeq names its product Odorant-binding protein 84a (gene Obp84a). Lineage: Eukaryota; Metazoa; Arthropoda; Insecta; Diptera; Drosophilidae. The coding region runs from base 18 to 680 and encodes 220 amino acids. The transcript has 5 exons. Gene Ontology annotation, molecular function: odorant binding. The record is from RefSeq and is a predicted model, not a curated record.
UGGGUUGCAGUUGAAAAAUGUUUCGUACUAUUUUUGUGAUUGGUUUUUUAUCUUUGAUACUGGUUUUUGGCCAGGAUAUAGUGACCGAUAGUCCUGAAAAGCAGCAGGAAAUGCAUGCAUUUUUCAAAACGAUCAGGGGGCAAUGUGCGGAUGAGAACUUGAUUCCAUAUGUCAAAACGUUGGCGGUCGUUGCUCUGUUGAGCCUCAGUUUGUGUACUAUAAAGGCCCUGCAGGAUCAUGCCAAGGAUAAUGGCGACAUAUUCAUUAUAAACUAUGACAGUUUCGAUGGCGAUGUGGAUGAUAUAUCCACUACGACAAUAGCCCCCAGGGCAGCUGAUUAUGUGGAUUUUGAUGAAGUCAUGCACUACUGCAAUGCAAGUUUUAUCACACCAAUGUCGAAUGUCCUGCAGUUCAAUACCACUGGGGCUCUGCCAGAUGAGAAUGAUAAAACGAGCAUGUGCUAUUUCCAUUGCUUCUUUGAAAAAGCCGGCCUAAUGGAUAACUAUAAACUAAAUGCGGAUCUUGUGCGCAAAUAUGUUUGGCCAGCCACUGGAGAUUCCAUCGAAGUCUGCGAGAAUGAGGGAAAGGACGUAACGAAUUCCUGUGGGAGAGGCUUUGCCAUCAUCAAGUGCGUUGUCCUACGCGCUCUCACAGAUGCCAGGAACAAUCCCGUUGUGUAAUAUACUCGUUUUUGGGUAUAAAAUUACAAAUUAUUUGUAUUAAAUGGCUAAAUAUUGCUAUGGCCGUGCACAGAAGCUCACUAUAAAACUACGUAAAAAGCAUAAA